GAAGAAUCUGAAAUAAAACGGUUUUAAACUGGAAAUAUUGGAAAGGAAAGAAGAUUUAGAAGAAGAUGUCAACGGAAAUACAGUCUUCUUUAAUCUCUGCAUCCCCAGACGAAAAUAAUCUGUUUGUGGACGUACUGCAUGAAGCACCUCUAUCCGGUCAUAGGAAGCCUACGAGCCUUAUUGGGAGUAUUUUCUACUUUUUCUUAUUGUCAGGCUUUGCUAUUUUGGCGGUGGGAGCUACAUGGAUAUUUCACCCUAUAGAAGGAUUAGUGUUCCCACUUCUUUGCAGUUGUAAUGUUGCCCUCCUUGUUGUCACAGGCAUUUUUCAGCAAUAUCUGGUCUAUCAAGUUAAGAAAAUACGGCUACAGGGGUACUAUAUUUUCAGCCAGAAACUGAAGCAUAUUAUUCGCCUACCAUUUGCUACAAUCGCGUAUGGAACCUCAGCGAUGCUGCUUGUCAUGGUUUGGGAUCCACGUAUUAGCAUCCUCUCUAUAUCAACACUACUCAGGAUCAUCAUGCUGACUGAAGUAGUAUGUGCUGGUUCUUUCAUGACAGUCUAUAUUGGUUGUGUUCACCAGUACAAUUCCUUAGAUUCCCAGCCUGAUGUUUUAAAGUCACUUUAUUCUCCACUUCAACCAUCAAGUUCUCUGGAAGGUUUGAGGUACCAGGAUGGUGGUCGACUAUCAGAUCAGCAGAUGGCAUUGUUGCAAUAUCAGCAAGAAAAUAUACACUUUUUGAGUGAGGAGAUUCUUAGACUGCAAGAAACCUUAAGCAAAUACGAAAGAUCUAAUGAUGGGAAUGCACCUCAGGUUGAUCUUGCUCACUUAUUGGCAACUCGAGAUCAAGAGUUACGCACACUUAAAGCUGAGAUGAAUCAAUUGCAAUCUGAGCUGAGGCUUGCUCGAUCUAUAAUAGAGGAGAAGGAUACUGAGAUUCAACGUAUUCGCCAUGCAAAUAAUCAGUAUGUAGAAGAAAAUGAGAGACUUAGAGCUAUUCUGGGAGAAUGGAGCAGCCGAGCAGCUAAGCUUGAACGUGCUUUGGAAAUGGAAAAGAUGUCAAACUUGGAGCUGCAUAAAAAACUAACCACACUGAAAACUCAAACGCGUGAAUAGUGCUAGCAAGUGGUUACUUUUCUAACAGUUUAAGAUCUUUCGCAACACUAUGAAGAAAAGGGUAUCUACAGAAGAUGACUAUGAUACCGUCGUUCUUGGAUGACCUCAUGGUCCUAUCUGCACAUGUACAGACUAAGCCAUCUUAGCCAAUGUUCUCAACAAUAGUUUGCUUAAUGUAGCAACUUUAAAAAUUCCAGCUUGUAUAGUUUAUCCACUAUUAUUUCUCCCAUUUCUUUGUUCCUAUAUCAGUUGCAUUCGGAAGAAAUGUCUGCUCCGAACAAAUUGCUUUCGCUGAGCCGAGGAUCUUUCGGAAACAGCCUCUCAAAUCCUCUGGGUUAGGGGUAAGGUCUGCGUACACUGUACCCUCCCCAGGCCCCACUUGUGGGAUUUUACUUGGUUGUUGGUUGUUGUUGUUGUUGUACAUUACUGCUAUAGCCUAAACUUUGAAGGCUGCUUUUGCAGUGUCAAUGUGCCCAACAUGGGGUGACAUUGGAAGGAGGAAAUGAUCUCCUAUGCCCGUUUACAAUUUGAACAGAAAAAAGUGACUCGACCAAGUUCUCGUGUUUUAUUUACGGA
Molecule: messenger RNA, 1688 nt
Organism: Nicotiana attenuata
Lineage: Eukaryota; Viridiplantae; Streptophyta; Magnoliopsida; Solanales; Solanaceae
Exons: 14
Coding region: 66-1112 (348 amino acids)
Cellular component (GO): lysosomal membrane; late endosome
Source: RefSeq, a predicted model, not a curated record